Drechmeria coniospora is the source of this 2598-nucleotide messenger RNA. RefSeq names its product eukaryotic translation initiation factor 3. Gene Ontology annotation, molecular function: translation initiation factor binding; RNA binding; translation initiation factor activity. The transcript has 3 exons. Lineage: Eukaryota; Fungi; Ascomycota; Sordariomycetes; Hypocreales; Ophiocordycipitaceae. The record is from RefSeq and is a predicted model, not a curated record. Bases 1 to 2598 code for a protein of 865 amino acids. Gene Ontology annotation, biological process: translational initiation. Gene Ontology annotation, cellular component: eukaryotic translation initiation factor 3 complex.
AUGUCUCGAUUCUUUCGCGGUGGCGACGACAGCUCGAGCGACUCCUCCAGCGAUGAGGAGGAGCUCUACUCCGAAGAGGAGGAGGAGAAGGUCAUCGACCAGAACGAUUCAGAUGAGGACUCGGACGAAGACGCCUCUGAGGAGGACAGCGACGACUCCAGCGAUGAAGAAGGCGGUGGCGGCAAAGGUGCCAGCAAAUUCUUGAGGGAUGCCGACUCCGAGAGCGAAGACAGCGAUGACGAAGUACGCGCCAAGGUCAGGAGUGCCAAGGACAAACGUCUGGACGAGCUCGAGGCGUCGAUUAAGCAGAUCGAGAACGGCCAGAAGAAUGGCGACUGGACGCUCAUCUCUGCCGAGUUCGACAAGCUGAGCCGACAAGUCACAAAGCUCCAGGAUGGCGGCAAGACGCCCAAGCCGUACGUCCGCGUCAUCGCCGAACUGGAAGAUUUUAUGAACGAGGCUCUCGCCAAGCAAAAAGUCACGCCCAAGAAGAUGAACGCCAUCCAGGCCAGAGCCUUGAACGCUGUGAAACAGAAAAUUAAGAAGUCCAGCAAGGAGCACCAGGCCCAGGUCGAUGCCUAUCGGGAAGACAAGGAAGGCUUCAUGGAGUCUGACGACGAAGAGGAGAUCACCGUCGUCGUCUCCAAGCCCAAGAAACUGCCCAAGCUCGAGGCCGAACCUACUGUCGAGGACUUGGGCGAUGAGGGUUUUGCCACGGUCGGCAAGGGUGGACGGACUCUGCAAUACACGCCCGAGAGCAUCUUCAAGCACCUGCGAACAAUUUUCGAGUCCCGUGGCAAGAAGAACACGGACCGGUUGGAGCAGAUCAAGGUUAUGGAGAAGCUGAACGAGAUUGCCAACACGCCAUACCAGCAGAUUCGAGUUCUCCUCACCAUCAUUUCCGCUCGAUUUGACCUGGGAUCCGGCACGGCCAACGUGAUGCCGCUGGAGCACUGGAAGGCUGCCGAGAAGGAGCUGUCCACCCUCCUGUCGAUUCUCGAGAAGAACCACGACUACGUGGUGGUCGAGAACACGGAGGAGUGGGAAGAUGACGAGAAGCCACCCACGCUGCAGCCUGGCGAGAAGUACAUCAAGGUCGCCGGCAGCAUCGUGUCGUACGUCGAGAGGCUCGACGACGAGCUCGUCCGCUCGCUUCAGAGCAUCGACCCCCACACAUCCGAGUACAUCGAGCGACUUCAGGACGAGGGCGCGUUGUACAACAUCAUCUUCCGCGGGCUGCUGUACUACGAGUACCUGCGCAAGGACGAGGCCCUCGACAUUCCCCAGGACAGCGUCAAUCGCAUUGUCAUGCGACGACUGGAACACGUUUAUUUCAAGCCUUCCCAAGUCGUGAAGACGUUCGAGGAGAACUGCUGGAAGGAGGUCGGCGACAAGGUUCAGUCCGUCAUCACACCCCGCACCGAGGCACAGGACGCGGGCAACCUCGUCAACGUUCUCUGCAACUAUCUGUUCAGCAACAGCGACGGCAUCAUUCGCGCGCGCGCCAUGAUGUGCCAAGUGUACUUCCUCGCCCUCCACGGCGAGUACUACAAGUCUCGUGACAUGAUGCUCAUGUCCCAUCUGCAAGAGUCGAUUCCCAACUUUGACGUCCAGAGCCAGAUUCUGUACAACCGUACGCUGGUGCAGGUCGGCUUGUGCGCCUUCCGCAAGGGCCUCGUCUACGAGGCGCAGAACACGCUGCAGGAGAUCUGCGGCAGCGGUCGGCAGAAGGAGCUGCUCGCCCAGGGCGUCAUGAUGCAGCGAUACAACCAGGUGUCGCCCGAGCAGGAGCGGCUGGAGAAGCAGCGACAGCUGCCCUUCCACAUGCACAUCAACCUGGAGCUGCUCGAGUGCGUGUACCUGACGUGCAGCAUGCUGCUGGAAAUUCCUCUGCUGGCCCAGACCGGAUCGUCUCCGGAUGUCAAGAAGCGUGUGAUCAGCAAGACGUACAGGCGCAUGCUCGAGUAUCAUGAGAGGCAGAUCUUCACGGGCCCCCCGGAGAACACGCGUGACCACGUGAUGCAGGCGUCCAAGGCGCUCGCCGCCGGCGAGUGGAAGAAGUCGACGACGUUCAUCCACAGCAUCAAGAUCUGGGAGCUGAUGCCGAACUCGGAGGAGAUCAAGGAGAUGCUCUCGAAGCAGAUUCAGGAGGAGGGCCUGCGGACCUACCUAUUCACCUACGCUCCCUUCUACGACACGCUCGCGCUCGAGACGCUCGGCGGCAUGUUCGAGCUGGACGCCACCAAGGUGGCGGCCGUCGUCAGCAAGAUGAUCAGCCACGAGGAACUCGCGGCUUCCCUGGACCAGGUGACGUCGACGGUCAUCUUCCGCAAGGGUGUCGAGCUCAGCCGGCUGCAGUCCCUCGCCCUCACACUCUCGGACAAGGCGAGCGCGCUCAUCGAGACCAACGAGCGGACGCUGGAGCAGCGGACGCAGGGAACGUCGAACGCAUUCGAGCGACAGGGAGGCCGAGGACGCGGCGGCCGCGGCGGACGGGGCGGCGGCCGAGGCGGCCCUCGCAUUGGCGGCAACACGCAGAGACAGGCCGGCGGCACGCAGUUCACCGGCGGCGCUCUCGGCGCGGCCGUGCGGGGUUGA